Messenger RNA from Menidia menidia (Atlantic silverside), 857 nucleotides. NCBI's taxonomy places the organism in Eukaryota, Metazoa, Chordata, Actinopteri, Atheriniformes, Atherinopsidae. The record is from the annotation of a GenBank genome assembly.
UCCUCGUCGUCCUCCUCCUCCUCUUUUUUCUUCUGAGCUCUCGGUCUGAUGUUCUUCCUCCGGGCGUCACUUUGGAGAGGAUGCGUCUGCUCGUUUUCGCGGCUUUUUUCGGAGUCAUUCUCGACGCAGGAGGUGCCCUUCAGAUUCAGUGUUACCAGUGCGAGGAGAUGAAACAAAACGACUGCUCCACGCCGGAGUAUAUCGUCAACUGCACGGUCAACGUUCAGGACAUGUGUCAGAAGGAGGUGCUGGUUAAACCUGAUGGGAUCCACUAUCGGAAGUCCUGCGCCUCCUCCGGGGCCUGCCUCAUCGCCUCCUCAGGCUACCAGCAGUUCUGCACCGGCAAGCUGAACUCGGUCUGCAUCACCUGCUGCAACACCCCGCUCUGCAACGGCCCCAAAAGGAAACGCCCCGUGCCCUCGGCGGCCGCCUGGAGCCGGCCCCCUCCUCUGCUCCUCCUGUGGGCUCUGGCGCUCCUUCCCCCGGCGUAGACGUCUUAUCCCGUCUCAAGGCCCCGACCCAAACUAGAUCGAGGCUUUCCAAUCCCGUAACUCGGACUGAUUCCCCACCGGUUUCCUGUUAUCGUGCCAUAAAGGGUUUUUUUGUUCGCUGGACAGAUGGGAGGAUGUGAUAUAUUUAUCCACUUAUCUAAUUCACGCCGAAAGAAUAUCAGCAUAGUAUUGGUAGGCUAUUGCCCGUUAACUAAUCUUAGGAAACAAUGAUAGUUUAGCGCUCAUAUACCUAAUCGGAGGCAGUCGGCAGCAUCGGGAUUGGAAUAUUCGCCCACCAACAUCAAAAAAGUACGGAGCCCCCAAAGUAACAUCGCAGUUUUUUGUUUUUUUUUGCGUUCCUUCGUU